Molecule: messenger RNA, 2184 nt
Organism: Musa acuminata subsp. malaccensis (wild Malaysian banana)
Lineage: Eukaryota; Viridiplantae; Streptophyta; Magnoliopsida; Zingiberales; Musaceae
Product: protein WVD2-like 7
Source: RefSeq, a predicted model, not a curated record
ACAAGUCUUCCCUUCCCUGCCUCGCUCGCUUCGGUGCGCUCGCUUUCAAUCUGUAGGCAUCUUCCAGGAACGGUUCUCUUCGUCGUUUUUCUUCGAUCUAGAUAACAUAUGAGAGACGAAAAAUUCGAUUCAGAAGCGACAGAAGUGGUUCUUUUGGAGCAGAUCGAGCGGAGAUCUUCCGGACGUGCCAUCUUUCGGCGGAUUUGGCCUGUUGUCCAGGCAUGUGGUGUUUUUGGUGCAUGUGAUGCUUGCUUCGGCUUGCCAUGAUGAAGGAAAUUGAGGAUUCCAUUAGCUAUCAGGCUGAGACUAUAUCUUCUGGGUCGAUAUCAUUUGGCCGUUUUGAAGCUGAAACCAUGUCAUGGGAAAGAAGGUCAUCAUUCUCCCAUAAUAGAUACCUUGAAGAGGUUGAGAAAUAUGCCACACCUGGUUCAGUUACUCAAAAGAAAGCUUAUUUUGAAGCCCACUUUAAGAAGAAGCCUCUUCUGCAUCACACCUUUCCAGGAUUUCAAAGUGAGGCCAAAUUGCAGUUUGCUGAAGAUUGUGCUGGAAAUCACACAUGGAAUGUUGAUGAUUCGGUAGAAUGUGGUGAUGAUGGACAAGUUGAAUACACUUUCUUUGAGGCACCAUCAGUAUCUGGUGAACAUGAGGUAACAAAAUGUGAACAAGAAGAAGUGUUGAGCCCGAAUUUCUCGAGAGAAUAUACUCCAUGGAACAAUGAAGAACUGUCAGACCGUGGUGCUUUUGACUAUGGUGAAGCAUAUCAAGUACAGUCUAAUAUCACUCCACAGGAUGGGAAUGAUAUGCAAAUAGUUGCCAAAGAGAAUCAUGAACAUGAGACUAGUUCUCAUCAAGAAUUACUUGAUGGCCAGGAAUUUUCAUCUAAAAUUCCUUCAGAUGUGAAAAAUAAGACUCCUGUUUUGAACAAAAUGGAAAGAAUGUCUACUGAGGUACCAGAAAAAGUUGAAAAGAAAUUUGCAAAAGGAAAAUUGAGGAACCAGUUGCCUGAUUCACAGACUUCAAGAAAGCCUUCAACUUAUAAGAGUUCUCAUUCUGCUGGUAAGACAUUUCCAAAAAAAUUAGUUGAAGUGGAAAGGGGAGAUACAGAGAAGAUGCAACCACAGCAAAGGUUUCCUGCAAGAAUUUCACGAAGUUCUUUAGAUUCCAAAAAUCAGAAAGCAGUGGAUUCAGAAAAGCUGAAAGCUAGGGUAGGAGAAGAGAAGAGAAGUGAGAAAUGUCUAAGUGGACAGAUGGUAAUUCAUGUCCUUGAUCCCCUUCCUGGAAAAUGUCAAACUGAUAUACAACAAUCUGCGGACAGAUGUGCAAGGGUUCCUCUUUCAGAUCAAACAAAAGUAAAACAUAGAGCUGAUGCUUUCAAAUUUAGAAGUGAUCAGAGGGCUGAAAAAAGAAAAGAGUUUUACAUGAAAUUGGAAGAAAAGAUGCAUGUGAAAGAGGCUGAGAUGACUGAGAUCCAAGCUAGAACACAAGAAGAAGCAGAUGCUGAGAUUAAGCAGCUGCGGAAGAGCCUUAACUUCAAGGCAACUCCUAUGCCUUCUUUCUAUAACAAAGCUGCACCGGCAGUCCUGAAUGGAAAAAAGGUGGCUGCAAUGCCUGCAAGCUUUUCAAAGUCGCAAAACAAGACUAGGAUUUCUGCAAAUAGAAACUCAUAUAGAGAUAAAUCUCCAGUCAUAUCUAGGAUAUAUCGAGAGGGCUCCACUGGUGAACCAAAACACACUGAUAAUGACAACCAUCAGGAAACAGUUCCUGCCAAGAAGAUCCAGGCGGGGAAGAAGGACGAGAAGAACAGGCUCCACGCGCAGCAAGGAGAUGGCAGCGGAAAGAAGGAAGCGAGGGGAAAUAUGGUGAGAAGCAGGGUCAGAAAGAUGAAGGGUAUCGUCGCUGGUAAUAUAGCAGUCCAAGUUGCAUCAUGAACUGCAAGUCUUUCAUUUUUCCAGUUAUCGAUACGAGUCGUAAAGAACUGAGAGAUGCAGGCGUUCCUGCUGUCUCAUCUAACCAGAGAAACAAUCUGCCAUUGCCAAUGCUCUCUUUUGAGCCACUUUUCUAAGUUAUCAAAGCCAAUUACCUUCUUGUAUCAAUUUCAAAAGUGCUGGACUUAUGAUGUUGGUAUGUGACAAAACUCAAAUAGGUAUGUACAUUGAUGAGCAAUUUAUUUAGGCCUUCAUGUUG